CCUACAGCACAGGAUCUCGUCUCGGAAUAAAUUAUAAACCAAAUAAUACCAAUGUAACAGAUGAUAUGGUAUCAUUUUCGUCGCGCGACGAGGUCAAACGGAGGGCGCAUCUCGGAGAUCGACGCCGGCGAUGCCAGCGCGCGAAGCAGUACGGGAGAAGCGGCGCCGGCGAGCAGUGCGGAGGAGCGAAGCCGGCGUCCAAAGUACUCCGGUCGACGGACGGAGGUCCGUAGCAUAGAUUUUUCUUAUUUAAUUUGGGCUCCUCGGGCCGAAUCGCAAGCCUGCCCGAGCCCGUCCACCAGCUACGGCCGCGAUGGCGGAGCAGCGCGGCGCCGGCGAACGGGAGGCCGCGGCGGAGGAGAUCCUGUGGAGGGAGGAGGCGCGGAGGUUCGAGACGCCCGACGGCGAGGCCUACCUCCAGUACCGCCUCCUCGCCCAGCCGCGCUCCUCCUCCUCCUCCUGCGGUGGUGGCGGCGGCGCGACGGCGGCAGCGGUGAUGGACCUGGUGCACACCUACGUGCCGGGGAGCAAGCGCGGGCGGGGGCUCGCGGCGCGGCUCUGCGACGCCGCCUUCGCCCACGCGCGGCGGCGCGGCAUGCUCGUCCUCCCCACCUGCUCCUACAUCUCCGAGACGUACCUCCCUCGCAAUCCGGCGUGGAACGAGCUUGUUCUCACGGACAAAGAACCCAAACCCAGCAGCAUGUAGAACAAACAAGUAUAUAUAUUUCAGAGCCAUCGCGAAUGAUAUAUUCCAGAGCAAGUAUUAUCACUUCAGAACCAUUUGAGGUGCAAGCCAGAGGUCUAAACGCCGGUGCUUGCCAGCAACAGCCAAAAUGCAAUUACGUGCCUCUAGUCUGGCAAUGCGAAUAAUCAUCACUAAGUUGUAACUCCAGAUUUGUUGUACAAUAAUACCCCGGACAUAUCCCAAUAUAGGGCUCCAUUGUUCUGCAGUUUACAACUGCUUAUAAGCCAAAAUUUAAAUUUUAGAACUUAGUUUUGAACUUGAUUUA
Messenger RNA from Oryza brachyantha (malo sina), 1010 nucleotides. RefSeq names its product acetyltransferase At1g77540. Bases 314 to 706 code for a protein of 130 amino acids. Lineage: Eukaryota; Viridiplantae; Streptophyta; Magnoliopsida; Poales; Poaceae. The record is from RefSeq and is a predicted model, not a curated record. The transcript is spliced from 2 exons.